This is a messenger RNA of Penaeus vannamei (Pacific white shrimp), 1120 nucleotides long. The record is from RefSeq and is a predicted model, not a curated record. Lineage: Eukaryota; Metazoa; Arthropoda; Malacostraca; Decapoda; Penaeidae.
GGAGAAAGAGGGAAAACACAUAAGUAUAAGCGAACGGCAUGUAGCAACCGUGGAAUCCCCGCCGCACACGCGCACGCACACACACACACAAACUCUCCCCCCCCCUCACGCGCUCAUUCUCUCCGCCCUGUAGCUCACUUUACGUAUGAAGUUCAUUCGAUCAAACGGUGUUUCGUGUCUCCCGGGUCACAGUUUUGGUGUAUUGUGGAAUAUAGCGUAUUAUUCAAAAUGUUACGGAAGCUCUUUGGUGAUGAUACAAACUCUCUCUUCAGUGGCAGGAGACAUACAAGGCUAGAGGAGGACCACCCAGCAGGCCAGAGUGCCGCUCCUCAAGCCGACGACAGCUGUUGCCAGAACCCGAGGACUCUUGCCAUAGUAGGGGGCGUGUCUCUGAUGGUCAAGGCUAUUCUAGGCUUAUCUCUCGCUAUCUACAUGCUGCAUCUAAGGCAACAAAAUGCAUGGGUUGGGGUUGUGUUUAGCGGCCUAACCUUGGUCGCCAUUACACCUAUACUCUUCUGGGGGAUACACUUCGAAAAGCGAGGCUUCCUGGCCGUGUGGCUCCUGUGGAACUUGUCCGAAAUCACCAUUAACAUCUGCGUCCUCGUGGUGCUGGUUCACAAAUUCACCCCCAUCCCCACCCCACUCGUUAUCGGGAUCUUUGCCAACGUCACGUGGACCUCUCUUGCGUCCCGUCCCGUCUACGUGUAUAGGAGAGUGCUGAAGGCCUUAGACCCAUCUAUAGAAAGCGAACCUCAUUUCUGAUGAAAACAAACGAGUAUCGCUUUGCGCUUCUUAAAGGCAGUGCUUCAGAUUGAAGCAGGAAGAAGAGGGGAGAAGAAGAUUAAGAGGAGGAGGCAGAAGAUAAAAGGAAUGAGGAUGAAUAGGAGAAAUAACCUAAAGAUAAGAAAGAAGAAGACGAGGAGAAGGUGGAGGAAAAUAAAAGGAAGUGGAAAAGGAGAAGAAGAAAGAUUAAGUGUAAGAAAAAAGACAACAAAAACGGGAACAAAAUGUUAGAGGAAACUCACACGCUUCAUAUUUGCCCGUCCUCUUAGAUUUUAUAUUCUCUCUCUCUCUCUUCUCCUCUCUCUCUCCUCUCUCUCUCUCUCUCUCUCUCUCUCUC